Cricetulus griseus (Chinese hamster) is the source of this 3090-nucleotide messenger RNA. NCBI's taxonomy places the organism in Eukaryota, Metazoa, Chordata, Mammalia, Rodentia, Cricetidae. The record is from RefSeq and is a predicted model, not a curated record.
ACAGGGUUUCUCUGUGUAAUGGCCCUGGCUGUCCUGAAACUCACUCUGUAGACCAGGCUGGCCUUGAACUCAAGAGAUCUGCUUCCCCAGUGUUGGGACUAAAGGCAUGCACCAUCACUGCCUGACUGAGACCUUGUAUUUCAAUAAAUAAGAAGUCUGGGAGUUGGGAAUCCCAAGGUAAGACAAUGAAACAGGUAAGAAGAAUUAAGUUAUGUUGAGGUAAAGGUACCUGCUCCACAGAAGUCUGCUGGCUUCUUUCAGAAUGCAGGGUCAGCCCAGACCAUGGUACCCCAGAGUGACUGCUUUGUUUGUGGUCCAGUGGGAUUGCUGUGUAUUCCUUCCAUUUACUGUUCACCACAGCCUCUUGAUGACAGGAGCAGUUAGGUUUGUUGUUGUUUGGGUGCUGGACAUUGUACUCACAGCCUCCAGCAUGCAGGUUGCUUCAUUUUAUUGAGAAUGAAUUGAAGUUUACUGAAGUCAGAGUGAAUUACAAGAGCAAAGAGAAAAUGCUAAACUCCUGUUGUGCAGUGGCAGCGCUCACCAUUAAUCCCAGCACUCAGGAGGCAGAGGCAAGUGGACCUCAGUGAGUUUGAGGCCAGCCUGGUCUACAGAGCAAGUUCCAGGACAACCAGGGGUACACAGAGGAACUUUGUCUCCGAGGGAAAAAAAAAAAAAAAAAAAAAAAAAAAAAAAAAAAAAACUCCUGCCAGGUGUUGAUGAUGCUCAUCUAUAAUCCCAGCACUUGGGAGGCUGAGAACAAAGACCAGCAUACUAGGCUACAUACAGAGUCCCAAUCUUAGAAAACCACAAACAAGCUGGGCAUGGUGACACAGGCCUUUAAUCCCAACACUUGGGAAGUAGAGGCAGGCAGGUCUACAUAGCAAGUUCUAGCCAAGGCUAAAUAGUGAGACCCUGUUUUAAACACAGAGAGACAGAGACAAGAGAGAAAGAACCCAAAACAACAAAAAGCAGUGAACUGUUAAGAUAUGACCAUAAGGGCUGGAGAGAUGGCUCAGAGGUUAAGAGCACUGACUGCUCUUCCAGAGGUCCUGAGUUCAAUUCCCAGCAACCACAUGGUGGCUCACAACCAUCUGUUAUGAGAUCUGGUGCCCUCUUCUGGUGUGUAGAUACACAUAGAAGCAGAAUGUUGUAUACAUAAUAAAUAAAAUCUUUAAAAAAAAAAAAGAUAUGACCAUAAUGAAUGACAGGUUCUAUGGGAAAAUCAUGAGACAGAGCUUACAGAAUGUUCACCCAGGCCUAGGUUGCACCAUUAGAUAGAUGUAUCUAGACCAUCCAGAUAGAACUGAGGGUACCCCUCUACAGUAGAGCACUUGCCUAGCAUACACAAGGCCCUGGAUUUGGAUUUGAUCCCCAAGACCACAAAACUAACUAAAAAGCACCUCUUAUCUACAAAACUAAAUGUAAGUAGAUUACAAUAAAGCACUCCCCCUUGAGCAAAAAAGAUAGGGAUGAAUGGAAUGUGUGGAGGGUUUUUACAUAUGGGAUGAAAGAUGUUCUGAGACUCCAUGGAACAAACUAAGACGUGAUGGAGGCCAUCAAGAAGCUAAAGCCAGCUCAGCACAGGGAGAAGUGUGUCCAAAAAAAGUCUCUGGAGAUGGUAAGUUCCCUGGGGCUGGAGUGGGGGGGAAAGCAAAGGUAAUCACAGUUGACAUUUGGAAAAUACCAGCUCUGUGCUUUGCUACAAAUAAUGCUUCUCAUAUUAAGUAAUUCACUUUAUUGUUCCUGUAUGUGAAGAAAGCAAGGCUGAGAGUGUGAUGGCUUGCUUUGCUUAUGGCUAAGUCAGAACCCUGACAUAGUCCUGCUAGAGACAUGGCACACUGAUACCUGCACGCCAGGUAAUGUUAGGACUAGCUCCUUUGAAGAGUCCUUCCCUGACCUGGAGUGAUUCUGUCUUUCCCUGAAGCGGGACCCUAGUCACCAGCACCAGUAGCAUAUUAGAACCAGAGCCAGGCAGAGGCGGUGAUGACGAGAGGGAAACCUCCAAAGAACUGUGUCCUUAAAUCCUCCUAGAUAAAAAGACUUGGAAAAGGGAACGGUUGGACCUGACAGUAAACAGUAGUGACCACAAGGUGGCAGCAGAGCUCAGCUGUGGAGUCCCAGUUCUCUAACAAAGAUGGGCUGUCCACAAAAUUUAUAAGACACCUCGACUCAGUAAGACUCCCAAACCCACCUUGUCCUGUAACUCACUUUACUGUCCAUAGGUAAAUCUUAUGAGUAGGGAUUCCAUGUUUAACCUCACUAGAAGGAGCAGGGAUUCUAAUGGGCUGUGAUCCUACCCUCCCAUCCAGGAAAUAAUACUCAAUCCAGUCAGGAACAAGAGUUGAUCAAUUGAAGCUCUCCAACCUGUUGAAGGAUUGGGGGUUCUUAUAAGGCUCCCCCAGGGCCUAGCUCUGACAAACCAUCUGCAAUUAAUGAUGCUUCCUGAGCUCUGGAGACAGGAUUUAUGCAUCUAAUAAAGUCUAUAACUCCAGGCUUAGGCUGGGGUAGGAAGCUGAGAGCAGAAAGUCCCCAGGGGGGUAUGGGAGGGGGGUCCCAGGUGGCUCUUAAUAGAGCCAUGCAUUUCUAUUGCCUGUCUACAUUUCCCUCCAGGCUGCUGAUGAGGUGGGGGUGGGGGACAGCAGGUAUAAGAGGAUGGUGUGCCAGUGGGGAGGUGGAUGGCAACAUGGAUUCUAAGCGGGUUGCUGUGCGGCUGCUGUUGCUGCUGCUGCUGCUGCUGGACUGGGGCCGCACUGAAGAACCAGGAAGCCGGGAUGGAGACCAAGUCUUUGCAGAAGAAGAUGGGGGACCCUAUCCAUCACAGUAUGCCCAGACUCCUGGGUCCCUCUUGCGUUUUCUGCUCCAGGCCAUGAAGAGACCUGGCAGGAGCCCAGCCUUCCUCUUUCAGCCCCAGAGGUUUGGCAGAAGUGCCUGGGGGUCCUGGAGCAAAGAACAGCUAAGUCCCCAGGCUAGAGAGUUCUGGAGCCUGGCUGCCCCUCAGCGCUUUGGGAAGAAGUAACACAGCCUCAUCCUCUGUAAUGUCUGCAUGUGUGUGCCAUGUGUCCCCCUAAAUAAAAUGGUCUGGCUUGUGAA